AUGUCGGAUUGCGAGCAAGAACUAGCCAUACUCGCUGAAUUCGGGAAAUGUCUAGAUCAUAUCCUGGAAUCCGUUAAUAAGCUUCGAAAUCUGCAAUAUCCAGUUGAAAGUUACCGAAAAGACAUUUCAUCUCCCUCAAUGCCUCACUACUUGGAUGCUCAUCCUCUUGCAACCGAACAAGCAGUCAAGUACAGUUAUCCGCAAAUGCAAGCAUGCCCUCCUUCGGGCUUUUCGAACACGAUCACAUCUGAAAUUCCGAUUGCAAUGCCGUAUCCAGUUCAUCAUAUGACUAGUGAUGCUUUUUACCCAGCUGAUUUACAAUGUCUUGUUUCAGCCGACCAAGCAGUCACCGACUAUACAAAUCUUCUUGUAUCAGCUGAAGCCCCAGAAGCCUCCAUGGCACCUCCUGAAGGUCACUACCUUCCCGUUUACCAGGCUGCGCUCUCGCCAGACGUUAGUGGGCCUUCGAACGUGUUCGAGAUUUCUGCAAUCCCAGGCACAAUGAAGCCAACUUUCUCCAUUCCCUACGAUGUUCUGUCUCCGACGCCAUCGGUGUCCCAUCACCUUCCGCCGCCGCAACCGCACGACCAGCCUUUGCUCGUGGCACCUCCACAUGCGGGUGAUGAGGCGCUGCCUGUUGCCGACGCCUGCUACCCCCUGACGCUGUCCACGGAAGCAGACUUCGCCGCAGCCGCUAUCAGCGCCGAGGUCAGCGGUGGUGGUGUCAUCAACAUUGACGAUGAGUGUCUUCAUCCGAAUGCCAUGGACCCGACAUAUUUCUGUCUCUCCACCCCAUUCGAUCUCGUCUCAACUGAAUUUUAA
Messenger RNA from Mesocestoides corti, 822 nucleotides. Lineage: Eukaryota; Metazoa; Platyhelminthes; Cestoda; Cyclophyllidea; Mesocestoididae. The record is from the annotation of a GenBank genome assembly.